AUUAAAAUACAAAGAAUCAGUUUUCUGUAUUGGCGCGGGGCAGUUAGGCUGCGAAAGAAAAUGGAGAAUGCAAUGGCGGUGAUGUGGGAGAAUAUCACAGGAAAUCAUAGCACGCCUUUCAAAUCAAUUUUCCAGAGCAACAAGUCUUCCUCUUCCGAAGAUGUCGAUUCUCCCAACCUCAUUCCUCAGCUAUCGCCCCUUGCUAACUCCGUCGUCUCUCGCUGUUCCAAAAUUCUUCAAGUCUCCACAGAAGAAUUGCAACAUGGCUUUGACUCUGAGCUCCCAGUUGGUGUCAAAGAACUUCUGACUUAUGCUAGAAAUCUCUUAGAGUAUUGCUCCUAUAAAGCACUUGAAAAAAUUAGUCGAAGUCAAGAUUAUUUAAGUGACAAGGAAUUUCGUCGUUUGACCUAUGACAUGAUGCUCGCCUGGGAGGCACCCAACGUUGAAUGUGAUCCGCCACAACAUGACACUACUUCUUGCUUUAAGUCCGAAAUGGUGGAUGAAGAUGAGGGGUCCUUAUUUUAUUCAAGUUCCACAAAUAUGGCACUUCAGGUUGAUGCUGACAAGACAGUUGGUCCGGAAGCCUUUGCCCGUAUAACUCCUGCUUGUGUUCUUGUCGCUGAUAUAAUGACUGUCCACAAUCUUUUUGAUGCACUCACGAGUUCUUCAGGACACCGCCUUCAUUUUCUUGUUUAUGACAAAUACUUGAGGAGCAUUGAUAAAGUCAUAAAGAAUUCAAAACAUGUGAUAGACACUUCAACGGUGAAUCUUCAGCUUGCUGAUGGGGAGGUUGUCAUUGAUCUUGAUGGAACAAAUCCAACUCAACCAGUUCUGCAACACAUAGGGAUCUCUGCGUGGCCUGGACGAUUGAUCCUCACCAAUUAUGCUUUGUACUUCGAGCCUCUGGGAGUUGGGUUGCAUGAGAAAGGUGUUCGAUAUGAUUUAGAAAUGGAUAUGGAACAGGUCAUAAAGCCUGACUUGACCGGACCCCUUGGUGCUCGUCUUUUUGAUAAAGCUGUGAUGUACAAGUCAACUUCUGUAGCAGAGCCUGUUUAUUUCGAAUUCCCCGAAUUUAAUGCAAACUUGCGUCGUGACUACUGGUUGGAGAUUUGUCUUGAGAUCUUUCGUGCUCAUAAGUUUAUAAGGAAAUACAACCUUGAAGAGAUUCAGAAAUCAGAAGCACUAGCGAGGGCUAUUUUGGGGAUCUUCCGAUAUCGUGCAGUUAGAGAUGCUUUUCAAUAUUUCUCUUCUCACUAUAAAACUUUACUUGCAUUUAACCUCGCUGAAACUCUUCCUGGGGGAGAUGUCAUCCUGGAAACUCUGUCUAGUUAUUUGACUUCUGUUGCUGAUAAACAUGUUUCUGGUACCAUAGAUACUAAGAUGCAACAGGCGGUAUCCCUGGCAUCUGUUUUGACACUUGCUCGUCUUGGUUUCGUACCACUGAAGGAAGCUGAUAUUUAUGAAGAAGCAGCUGUUUAUGGUGAUGUUCGGGUCGGUGAGACAACUCAAUUGGAAGUGGCAGUGAAAAAAUCCCUUCUUGACACAGGAAGGGCGCAAGCUGCACAAGCAACAGUGGAGCAAGUGAAGGUUGAAGGCAUUGACGCAAAUGUUGCAGUAAUGAAGGAACUAUUAUUCCCCGUCAUUGAAGCUGCUGGUCGUCUGCGAUUUUUAGCCUCGUGGAAAGACUUCUAUAGAUCAGGAUCAUUUUUGUUACUCUCCUGUUACGUGAUUUUAUGGGGGUGGAUCCGGUACAUAUUGCCGUCGAUUUUAGUGUUCUUUGCAAGUCUGAUGCUCUGGCGUAGGCAUUUCAACAGUGGAAGACAAAUAGGAGCUUUUACAGUAACUUCUCCCCCAAAUCGAAAUGCAGUAGAACAACUAUUACAAUUACAGGAAGCCAUCGCCCAAGCUGAAUCACUUGUUCAAGCUGGAAAUAUUACUCUCCUGAAAAUAAGAGCUCUGCUACUCGCUUUAUUACCGCAAGCUACGGAGAAGGUUGCAUUGUUGCUGGUUUUCAUGGCUGCAGCGAUAGCUUUUAUUCCUCUCAGACACAUAAUUUUGGUGGUGUUUGUAGAGUUAUACACGAGGGAGAUGCCUUGUAGGAAACAAAGUAGUGAGAGGUGGAUCAGGCGGGUUAAAGAAUGGUGGGUAAGGAUACCAGCAGCUCCUGUCCAGCUUAUUAAGCCUGAUGACAGCAAGAAAGUUAAAUGAUAAAUGUUUUCAUGUAUUAUAUGAAUUCUAGUUUUAAAAUGUGCUUGUAUUCUUUUGUUCUUAAAUUUUUAAAGUGUUCAUUCUAGGCAGCAGCUUUGCUCACAUAUGCCUUCUGUGCUUCCCCUUUUCCUCCUUCAUGUUAUAGGAUACGGGGCCUGAGUGUUGGGUUGACACUUGACAAUUCGACUCUUUCAAUUUGACUGAUGUUUUACACUGCCAAUAAAG
Molecule: messenger RNA, 2433 nt
Organism: Neltuma alba
Lineage: Eukaryota; Viridiplantae; Streptophyta; Magnoliopsida; Fabales; Fabaceae
Exons: 10
Coding region: 61-2208 (715 amino acids)
Source: RefSeq, a predicted model, not a curated record